Molecule: messenger RNA, 2727 nt
Organism: Papaver somniferum (opium poppy)
Lineage: Eukaryota; Viridiplantae; Streptophyta; Magnoliopsida; Ranunculales; Papaveraceae
Exons: 10
Coding region: 1271-1963 (230 amino acids)
Source: RefSeq, a predicted model, not a curated record
CAUUAUUUUGAGCUAAGUAUCUUCUUCUCAGUUACAUUAUUAGUAAUUUCUCCAACAUGUUUUGCCCGAUUUUGAUAUUUGAAUCAGUUCCAAGGGAAGAUGAAACACCAAUUUUUGGGAACAAAAGAUGUUCUCCAUGAUUUUUGUAUUUGCUUUCGUUCCGACAGAAGAUUAGCAACCAAUUUUUGUAUUUGAUUUUUGGGAACAACAAUCAGAUUACAGGUAUGAUUUUUUUGGUCCCUGAAGAAUCCAAUUUCCGUUAGUUAUUUGUAUCAAAUUUUUAGUAAUUAUUAUUUUUGGUUGAUAAUCUGAUUCCCUCAAGAUGAUAAUUUUGAUUAUUUUUGAAUAAUUGAUAGAGCUACGAAUUGUUUUUUAGAUCCAUUUUUGAGCUACUAAUUGGUUUUCAAAUUUAUUCUCUGUGAUCCAAAUUUUGACCUAAUUGCUAUGGUCCGUAGCAAUUUAUACCUGAUUUCUUAGCUCACACAUUAAUGUUUCAUCAUGGGAUUUUUCAGGUUAUUUAAAAUUAAUUUUCUUUUAAAAUCCGCCGUUACAGUUCUUCCUAAUUGCUACCAGAGGAAUUGCUCGGUUCCUUUGGCCUUCCAUCUUCCUUUGUGUUAUAAUUUGUUUGCUUUCAAUACAUGUUUUGGUUAAUUAAUAUGACAACCGUUUCAUUUUCUGCCCAUUAAUCUUCCUGGCAUUGAAGGAAUGAAAAUCUGCAGCCUAUAUAAGUCACCUGAUUUUCAGAGGCAAAUCACGCUCAACCAUCACAUUAUUUCCAAGGAAUUUGCAUCCAUCUUACCUCUUUUGAAGUUCUCCGCUGCAGUUAUUCCAGAUCGACCUAAUGGAUACUACAGUUCUGCCAAACCUCGCCUCUGCCGUACCGACUCCUGGAAUCCUAACACUGAAAGACUUUCAGCAAAAAAAUGGAAUUGGCCCAUGGAUGACCCAAGUCCGCAUUGUCCGGUUGUGGCAUGAAUCGGACUUCAUGAGAACUAAUGAUGUGACCAGCCUUGAUUUGCUCCUGCUGGAUGACGCCGCAAGUAGCAAAUCAAAUUGAAUAUGAUUCCAGAUCAUUUUCUAAGAUAUGAGCACUACAUAUUUUAUUAUAACAUGAACAACAUCGCUAAGAUUUAUCUGGGUGACUUAAUACACGCAAUUGUUCAGAAGAAGUUCAUCUGGAAAUUUGAACCCCUGCUAGAAGAGGGGAUGCUGUUGUGUCUUAACAGUUUGACAUUUGCCCCAGAAAAAAAAAUGUUCCGCUCCACCCAGAAUGACUACCGCGCGUACUUUAACUGGAAUACCGAUAUUACUCCUCUUGAAACCACCAGUGCGUCGAUUCCUCGCUACAAGUUCAAUUUCACUGAGUUUGAGAACCUUGCAGCUGCUGCCGCAAAUACUUCCCUUACUGCAGCUUAAGCGAAAUUCUGGCAACAUAUAUUUCAUGCGCGAACUGACACUGGAAAACAUAAGUUGUAUGAGGAUUAAGGCCACACUAUGGGGUGACUCCACUUCUGAGCUUACCAGGAACCUUGAAGCGCAUGAACUUAAUCCACAGCCUGUUGUGGCCGUUGUUGCUGGUGUCUAUGUCAAGGAAUAUCUAGGCAAGGCCUCGCUUUCCUCGACCAAUGCAACUAAAGCUUACUUCGACCUCGAUAUUCCAGAGGUGUUGCAUACAAGAGAAAGGUCUUCCCACCGAACUCCGCCAUUUGAAAUCACUGUCCCGGCCAGAGUUGGUUACAACCAGGCAACCCAAUCCAUUGCUGACACUAGAAAGUCAAUUUUCCAAUUGUUGGAAACAAAGUGGGAAUCUGGGUACAAUGUACUAAACAGAAAGUUUGUAGUGCCAAGGCUAUUGGCAUUUCCACUGAGAAAGGGUGGUACUACCUGGGACGCCACAACUGCACAACUAAAUUGGUUGGAAACACAAGGGACCAUUGGUUCCCUAGAUGCAAGGUCCAAAUAGACGAACCGGUUCCCAGGUUCUGGCCAUUAUUCAAUGCUAAAUUAUUACCUUUUCCUGCACUUGAAACUUGCAACUACUAAUGAUCGUUUGGUCCAUGGGUUAUGAAGAUACCUUCUUAGAUUGGAAGUUGAAGACUCAUCGGGUACCGUCUUUUUUGUUGCCAUGGACAGCGAGGUCACUGUGUACGUGUACAAGUUCUCCCCAGCAACACUAAGCCGGCCACCUGUGUAGCAUUAUCCACUAAAAUGAGUUAAUUCAGGAGCAACAAAGUUCAACCUCAGGCAUAUCAGACCAUACAUGUUGAAUGGCUGCCUCCAAGAAAUUUAAAAAAGGUGCAAUGAGUUUGGAGGAAAUACCAAAUUUUUGAUAUCUACAAGAGAUUCAUCCAAUCCUCUGGAAACAGCUGCGACAACAUGUAUUAAAGAAGUUCAAUCAAUGAUGAAUUCACAAAAUGAAUCAGCAGAAGAAAAGAAACAUGCCAUGGCUAUGGCUGCCGCUACUGAUCACAAGCCAAUUUUUCACAACAGAGUUCUUCCCACAUCAACCCUCGAGCUGCAAGGGUUUUAGGUGCAUGGGCUAUCUUCAAGGAUUACAUUUUCUUUGAUUUCGUUUCAAUUAGGUAUCAAUUAACGGUCAUCCUCAUAUAAACCCAUAAAUCUCUGUUCUAGAAAGUAUAGCAGACAUGAAUCAAUAAUUUAAAAUUAGAACUUAGAAGGAAAAUACUUCUCAUAUCAUUAAGAUAACUAUGGUUAAUUUUUGGGUUA